ACAUAUUUAGUAUAAUUUCUCUGAUGCUAAGCAUAAUAGUACAAGAUAAUCCUUGACUUAUAAGGAAUCUUUCCCAUAUUGAUCAGAAGAACGAAAAGGAAGGGUUAGUUGCUUCUGAAAUCUCCUCAUUCCUCAAAGGCUAACUUGAAUCACCGGUAAGACUGAAAAGGUUUUCUCUGCUGCUUAAACAUAAGGACACAUUAGCAACUCUAGAGUACUCUAGUUUGGGAUGGAAGAAAGUGAUCAUAACGAGCAAGUUUCGGUUGAAAUCCACGAGUCAAACAAACUUUUGGCUUGUGCCCUACGAGAUAAACUACGUGAUGAAUCUCCCUCCUUGUCUGAAAAUUGCAUCUUCAAGGUCCCUUGGACACUCAGACGACACAAUGAGGCAAGUUAUGAACCUAAGAUAGUCUCUAUCGGCCCUUUUCACCGUGGGAAAAAUAAUAGACUUGAACCGAUGGAGGAAAUAAAAAGGUGGUAUAUGCAUUGCCUACUGGCCAGCUUACCUAUUCCUCCGGAAGAAAGUUUGCAACUUUUCGUUCAGAGCAUUAGAGAGCUUUCAAAACGCACAAGCAAUUGCUAUGGAGAGAAGAUUGAUUUAAGCGAGAGCGAGCUUGUGGAAGUUAUGAUUGUUGAUGGUUGCUUCUUAAUUGAGCUUUUCAGAAAAGACACAUGGUUAGUGCCUAGACACAAGGAUGACCCCAUAUACAACACAGCCUGGAUGCUUGAAAAUUUCUACCAUGAUCUGAUUUUGCUUGAAAACCAGAUCCCUUGGUUUGUUCUAGAGUGCCUUUUUAACCUAACGGUGUCUGUUCACGAACAAGAAGACGAUUUCCUAAUCAAACUUGUCCUUAGAUUCUUCGAAACCAUGAUGCUAAUGACCGUACCAGGUGAUUACAAACCAAGAGGUCGUGAAAUCAAGCAUAUUCUGGACUUAUUACGCAGCAGUUUACUGUCCUCAUCUGAAGACAUUGAACAUACAAACACAAACUGGGAAUUGUUUCCCUCUGUAACAGAUCUUUUGACGGCAGGAGUUAGUUUCAAAAAGGGAACUCCUGAUGACAUCCUAAAUAUCGAGUUUUUGAAGGGAGUGUUUCAGAUCCCUCCCAUAAGGAUCCGGGGGAAUUCAGAGUCGUUGUUUCGGAAUCUCAUUGCGUAUGAACAAUGUGAUCGCCACUGCACCGAUAAGUUCACUUCCUAUGCAGUGUUCUUGGAUUGCCUCAUCAACACAAGCAAGGAUGCUGAUUUGCUGGUUGAUGAGAGAAUAAUAGCACCUGGGUUGAGUACUGAAGACGUAUCCAUUCUCUUCAACGGGCUUUACAACGACACUCUUGUUUAUAAUUUUUACUAUGGUGGCCUAUCGCGAAAGGUAAACGAGUACCAUAGGUCUCAAUGGCCUACGUGGAGAGCGACUCUGAGGCGAGAUUAUUUCAACAAUCCAUGGUCUAUCUCUUCCUUUAUAGCUGCUAUUCUUAUACUUGUUUUUACCUUCUUACAAACCUUGUUUGCCAUCCUUUCAUACAAAAAUACCCUUCCAUUCUAAAUUCUGUGCUACAAUAUAUGAUUGUGGCAAUGCCAGUUAUUUUUUUUGUUCCUCUUCUCAUUGUCAUAUGCUUGUAUGAAAUUUGGGUUUUAUCUUGUUAAGAAAA
Rhododendron vialii is the source of this 1649-nucleotide messenger RNA. RefSeq names its product UPF0481 protein At3g47200-like. The transcript is spliced from 2 exons. Bases 230 to 1543 code for a protein of 437 amino acids. The record is from RefSeq and is a predicted model, not a curated record. NCBI's taxonomy places the organism in Eukaryota, Viridiplantae, Streptophyta, Magnoliopsida, Ericales, Ericaceae.